AUGGUUCAAGGCAGGUUGAUGAAUAAAAUUUCUGGAAAAUUUCCUGACUUUGGUGCUAUCUUCAUGUCAAAUGCAUCUACGAGGGAAGAGUGCCUCAAGAGAAAGCUCUUUGGUCUUCCAAUGUCUUCUGCUGACUUUGUUAAAGGAGUUAAGGUUGGAAUGAUCUUGUUUCUUUUCGAAUAUGAGAAGCGAGAACUUUAUGGAGUCUUCAAAGCAACUACUGAUGGUGAGCUAAAUAUUGUUCUGCAUGCAUAUAGAUCAUCAGGGAAGAAAUUUCCUGCGCAGGUAUUCAUCAUGUGGUUCUUGUUGAAGAGUACUAUGUAUUCUGCUUUACAUUUGUCCAGGUCAGAUUUACCACAAUCUGGCACUGCCAUCCUCUUCGGGAACAUGAAUUUCAGAUGGCUAUUAGAGAUAAUUACUUCACUACAAACAAAUUCAACUUUGGGCUGUCUAAAGAUCAGGUAUCAUGAGGCUUCACUUGAGAAAAGAGAAAUGGAGAAAGAUUGGUCCAAUCAUACUCAGAUUGGCAGAAAGAAACUGAAACAGGGUAUCGAUAGUGACUCACAAUCUAAUGGAGAGCCCCUAGCAUAUUCUGGUAAAUUGACUGUCGCAAAAGAUGAAUCUCAACUGUUAGAUUCUGGAGAUUCACAUACUACAUUAAAGGAAUCUGAUAGCAUGCACUAUAAUUGCCCAUGCUUUCCUGAAUCUCCUUGUAGCCAAAGGUCAUUACCAUUUGUUGCUGUUCACAGCUCUACUUCUGGACAGGAAUUGGGUCCUCAUCCUGACCAUGCUAUCCAAAGUCAGCCUGUUAGUGUUGGACAAGAGCUUCAAGAGUUGGAAACUCCAGGAAAUCUUGACAUUGAUCUUGGAGAUUACAUACCUUUGUUGCCCUCUGAUGAUUCUGACUCAGAUACCAGGGCUUCUCCAGAAUCUGGAUGUUUUAUGACAGAUCAAAUAGGUCUGCCUUUUUCUGCCUCAGAUCCAUAUGAGGAUACAUGGCACCCAGUUCCUGCUGCUUCUCCCAUCACAAAAGCAGGUGAUUUCUACAUAAAGGAGAACAGUUAUAGUUUAAAAUCCCCAGUAGAGAACUGCCAAGCAAAUGAGAAUUCUGAUUAUAUCAAUCAGUAUACAUCUGUCAGGGGUCUUUAUUCUGAUGCUUCAAACAACAGGAGCAGUGUGUUCUCACGCUUGAAUUUUUCAUCUGGAGUACAAGACAAAGAGGAUGAUACCAGAGUGGAAAAAUCAGCGCAUAGAACUAGAAAACAACAGAAGUGUGGUACCAGAGUGGAUAAGUCAGUUCAACAAAUCAUGGAAGAAUUGCAACAAAAGCAUGAUAAAUGGAAGAAAAUGGUGAGAACGACUAGAUCUGUUGAAAGGCAAAAUGAACACACUGUGAACACAAAAACAAGUGUGUUUUUGCGUUUGAAUAGCACUUCAGCACCUGAUGUACAAGAUAACUACAUUUCUACAAGGUUGCAAGAGAGACAUGACAAGCAGAGGAACAUGAGAGAAACUAAAUUCCCUGUUUCAGGUGGAAACAAACCUAGCGUGUUUUUGCGCUUGAGUAGGACUUCAGAACCCGAAGUUCACAACAAUGGCAUUUCUACAUUGUUGCAAGCAAGACGGAGACAUGACAAGCAGAGUAAGAUAGGAGAAACUGAAUGCCAUGCUUCAGGAAAAAAAUCUCACUCGCAAUAUAUGGUAAGUCCAAUUUGCCUUAAUAGUGAAAAUGAAGAAAUAGGCAAAAGCUUGACGGCUACAGACUCCGAUGGAGUAGAGCUGGAUAAUAAUACUAGUCCUGAUGUCACAAGGCCACUGAAGACGGACAAGCAUCACCACCUUCCAUCAAACAGCUUGCAAGAAGUAUACGAGAACCUGACCGAUAACAAAGGCAAAUCAGACUUUUAA
Molecule: messenger RNA, 1908 nt
Organism: Durio zibethinus
Lineage: Eukaryota; Viridiplantae; Streptophyta; Magnoliopsida; Malvales; Malvaceae
Source: RefSeq, a predicted model, not a curated record